Molecule: messenger RNA, 390 nt
Organism: Adineta steineri
Lineage: Eukaryota; Metazoa; Rotifera; Eurotatoria; Adinetida; Adinetidae
Source: the annotation of a GenBank genome assembly
AUGACGACAUCCGAUCAUCAUCAUCAUCAUGACGAUAUAAGCAAUAAUCAUCAUUCAUAUGAUGAUGCCAAUUCACGCGAUGCUGAAAUAGAUUCCGAAUUAGGGGAAUUAGAAACAGCUUUAAAUGAUAUCGAAAAAGCAAUGGAUAAAAUCGAAUCACAAAAUUCUAAUAUUCAAACAAAAUUACGUGAUUUACUUGAAUCAAAUAAACAAAUGGCAAAAGAAUUUACGGAUAUACGUCGUGGUAUGACAAAUAAAUUUAAAGAUGUAACGCACGAAUUAGAACAAACACCAGGUACUGCACAUGAUUUAGCAGCUGUUACAUCGAAUACAUUAAAUAAAAUUGAACAAGAAAUGUCAUCGACAAAUGAUAAUCAGAAUUUUAAAUAA